UUGUGUAUCUUAUCUGAUGCCUCUUUCAGCUCAUUGCUAUGGACAGUGCUAUCACCCUGUGGCAGUUCCUCCUUCAGCUCCUGAAGGAGCCUCAGAACGAUCACAUGAUCUGCUGGACCUCUAAUAAUGGGGAGUUCAAGCUUUUGCAGGCGGAAGAGGUGGCUCGUCUCUGGGGGAUUCGAAAGAACAAGCCUAAUAUGAAUUAUGACAAACUCAGCCGCGCCCUCAGAUACUAUUAUGUAAAGAAUAUCAUUAAAAAAGUGAAUGGUCAGAAGUUUGUGUACAAGUUUGUCUCAUACCCAGAGAUUCUGAACAUGGAUCCAAUGACAGUGGGCAGGGUUGAGGGAGACUGUGAAGCUUUAAGCAUCAGCGAAAUCAGCAGCAGCAGUUCCAAAGAUGUGGAGAGUGCGGGGAAAGAGAAGCCUCCCCAGCCUGGUGCCAAGACCUCUAGCCGCAAUGACUACAUACACUCCGGCUUGUAUUCUUCAUUUACCCUCAACUCUUUGAACUCCUCCAAUAGGAAGCUUUUCAAAUCUAUAAAGGUUGAGAAUCCGGCUGAGAAAUUGGCAGAGAAAAAAUCUCAGGAGCCAGCACCAUCUGUUAUCAAAUUUGUAACAACACCUUCCAAAAAGCCACCAGUUGAACCUCUUGCUGCCGCCAUUUCAACUGGCCCAAGUAUUUCUCCAUCUUCAGAAGAAACUAUCCAAGUGUUAGAAACCUUGGCUUCCCCCAAACUGCCUUCGCUGGAAGCCCCAGCUCCUGCAUCCAGUGUAACUACGGCCUUUACCACCACCCCUCCUAUUUCAUCUGUAUCCCCUUUGCAGGAACCUCCUAGAACACCUUCACCACCACUGAGUUCCAACCCAGACAUGGACACAGACAUGAAGUCAGUGGCUUCUCAGCCAAUGGAACUUCCAGAGAACUCGUCACUGGAGCCUAAAGACCAGGAUUCAGUUUUGCCAGAAAAGAACAAAACAAAUAAUUCAUCAAGGUCCAAGAAACCCAAAGGGCUAGAGCUGGCCCCGACCCUCGUGAUCACAGGCAGUGAUCCAAGCCCACUGGGGAUAUUGAGCCCUUCUCUCCCUACAGCUUCUCUCACGCCAGCACUUUUUUCACAGACGCCCAUCUUACUGACCCCCAGCCCCUUGCUCUCCAGUAUCCACUUUUGGAGUACUCUGAGCCCUGUUGCUCCCCUAAGUCCAGCCAGACUGCAAGGUGCUAACACACUUUUCCAGUUUCCUUCUGUGCUGAACAGUCAUGGGCCAUUCACUCUUUCUGGCCUGGAUGGCCCCUCCACCCCUGGCCCAUUUUCCCCAGAUCUACAGAAAACAUGACCUGUGCGCUUGUGGAAUGAGAGAACCAAGAAAUAACAAGACAGAGAGACUUUCACCGUGAUUACAUUCAAAGUGAGCGGUUGAUACUUCCACAGUGCUGAUAAUAGACUGCGGUGAUUUUUGCCAUUCUCCAUUAAAAUGCUUUUUUAGGAUUCUCUUUGAAGAGGACUCAAGUCAGACUGUGUAAAAAUGCCUUAAUUGGAGUCCAAACUCCACUUCCCUCUUUUUCUUUCUUUUUUAAAAAUGUUUUGGAUUUUGUGUUACAUUUUUGGUGGGGUUUAGCAGCUAGCUAUGCUUUGCAAGAGCAGCUAAGAACAAAGUUACUCCUUCUGCCUUACUGGGACCCUUUAGCCAGGAAAAAUUUAUGCUUUGAGUAUAUUAUUUAAAGAAAUAUAAGUUAAAUGAAAUUGGCCAUAUGCUUUGUUGAAUACUAAGAAUGAGUUGUGCGUAAGUAGUGGAGGGAGAAGAAUCAUUCCUGUUCACACAAAGUAAGAUUGGAGCAGGACUGUUGGGGAGGCUCUGUUUGGCUGUCAGCUGUAACACACAUAAGCACCUCCACAGAAAGGCGUCUUGCUUACGUUUACUCAGGCUGGGUCUCCUAGCCGUAUGUGUGAUCUUGUCUGAACCUGUCAGCAGAGCAUGGAGCUAGUUUAUUCCCACAUAGGAAGACCUUUGAGCCUGAGGCGUAAGACAGUGUUUGGAACAAUCAGUGAGAAUAGGGGACCCUGUCUCUGGCACAGGAAUGUCAUCUGCUCUGUGGGUGGAGUGAGCACACACCUGUGGAAUACAGCUUGCUAGAUGAUGGCUUUUGAGGGGAUGAACCUGGAUCUUGAAAUUUUGAGGCAUCUCUGAAUCAAAGAUUCAAUUGAAUAACUUGAAACAAGUGGGGCUUUUCCCAGGUAUAAGGUACCCAGUGUGAAGGACCCUUUCUUCUGUUCAUUUUAUCCUGUUUUCUACUUUGUGUUUAUCUUUUAAAUUCAAGGUUGUUAGAGGCUGUGAUAGUUUUAACGAUCUAAUUAGGAAGAUGAAAAGCAAAGUGAAGCCUCCAAGUCUGUGGUGAGGUGAAGAUACGCUUUUUUGAAAAAAAAUUUUUUUUUAAUUGGGAGCAGAAUCCAUUUGGAAGCGCUCAUACAUAGGGAUUGGAUUAUUUAUUUUUGUAGUGAAAAACUUAGGCCUUCAUCUCUACCAAAUUUAUAAAAUAUUACCAUAGGGUAAUCAGUGCCAGGUCCAGGCAGAUUUGCUGAUCCCCCAAACUGAAUUAAUACCAACAUCACAGUGGUGUCUUUUGAAGAAUGAGGCUUUAAAAUCCAGGAUUAGAUGGUAUGCCGCACCACCAACCACUCUGCCCACUGAGCUAGUCUUUUAACCCUAGAAAUAGUUCCUAUAAUUGAAUCACCUGAACUAAAUGGAAAGCGGGAGUAAGGAUUUGAGGGCUUAACAUGACACUGCUAUAAACCAGCAUCGUCCAGAUGUAUAAUGUUCACUUUAGUUUGUUUAUAUACAGUGUAGAGGAACUCUAGUGUAAGACGUCAGUGCUAGUUCGUUAGUAGCAGAGGGACGGGAUUCAGGGAGCUGCCUUUAUAUUUGUAGCGUUGGAGACCUGUUACUGGUUCAUUUGUGGCCACCAGCGGAAGAGUUCUGUUCCUGAGAUGUGCAAUAGUGGUGUUGCAGGGGAGUGUCCAGUGGUGAUGGGGAGCAGACGUCCGGGGUGUUGUCCCCGACACGGAAUCAUUUCGUUUGCAUGCCUGUUUGAAAUUAGACUGCUCGGCAGCACUUUGCAAUAGUUGUAUUAGGUUACUUAACAUUUUGUACAUUAAAUAAGUAAAUAUUGAUGGCUUAAUGUAGAGAUAUUUUAAAUUUUGAAAGCACAAAAGAGUAUCUUUUUGAAUCAAAGGAGAAAAGCCAUUGGUUGGUUUUCACAGAUGAUAUCUUUGAUAAUUAACCGUGUCAGCACAGGAGUGCCCGGGAAGCCAAGGGCACCAUGAAGACUCAGUCAAAGCAACUUCCUAGGAACUAGUUUUAGUGAGUCCUCUGCCUCUGAGCCUCUCCCGGAAGUCUCUGAGAGGCGUGGGCCUUAGGGGGUUGAUGGUCAUCCGCUUAUUACUCUUUGAGAUCAGCUGUUGUGGGGAAGCUGGUGUGUGUGUUUGUGUGCGUGUGCUUGUGUGUUCACUUUUUAAAUGAAAUGAAGCUACAGCCUUAGCGCAAGUAUUUGAGGCAGAUCAUUCUAUUUGUAAACUACCUCCUUCCUGGGAAAGUCUCUGUAUUUUUUUGCGCAGCCACAGAGUUCUUAGCAGCAAAAGGUGACAUACCAACUUAAGAUCAGUCUUCACUGGAGAGACUUAACAUUUGGUAGCCGUAGCUGGUGUCCGUCACUAGUCACUUUGCCAGGAUGAAUGCUGGUGGGCAAAAGUGGCCCAAGUGAAGACGGGAGCAUGUUGAAUGAGUUUUUGAGACUAACACGGUGAUCAACUUAGCUUUUCUUUUGCCCUGGCCCUUACCUAGUCAGUUGGAUGCUGAGCAACAUUUAACAACCAGGCCCUCCUUAGGGGUAAAAAAGACCCUUAAAUUGUAGCAUUUGCUGAUUUUCCAUGAUGUAAGUUAUCUCCCCUGUGGCGGAUUCUAAGCGGCCACCUUGGGGUUGAGAAGGGAUGUACCGCUGGCUCAGAGCCACACGCUCAGCCAGCGAGCCGCUGCGUUCAUUCCACUCUGAGGGCAUUUUCAUGUACUUUCUAAAAUCACUGUUUUCUUUUUGGUUUGUCACACUUCUUUUGUGAUGUAAUAUUCCUCGUGGCAUAUUUUGUGUGUUCAAAGGUGAAACUUCUAUUGAUUUGAAAAAAUUUAUACAUAAUGGAAGAAUCUAGAAACCCUCAAAAGGUCAACCUUAAGCUUCUUCAGAGGUCAAAUAUAGGUUUACUUUUUUUACAUUUUGGUGGUUAAAAUACAGAUACAGUGAUUUUUCUUUAGAUUUUGAUGGGGAAAAUAAGCCCAAGAGCCCAGAUGGUAAAAGGGUACUAGGCGGUUUUUCACACUGGAGUUUUUCUUUUUUUACACUCAAAGAAUUCCUUGAAGAUUACAUACUAUAUUAGAGAUCAAAAAAGGCAAAACUGACUGUUGUAUCUCUUUACAUGGCAUGGUUUCUGGCUUUCUCCCUACGAUGUGUCACUUAGACUUGGAGAGGAUGCCAAGUCAGAGGCUUGGGGUUCUGGAGCUGUCACUUCAGGCUGCUGCUAUGACCCCUUCAGUUCCAUUCACACCUGGCACUGUGUCAGGUCAUCUGAUGACACUGCUUCACCCUGGUCUCAUCAUUUGUGUUGUGAUUCUAAAGUUCCCAAAGACAGUUUUGUAUAUUUCUAGUGAAUUUAUGCACAUUAGAGACACUCAGUGGCAUUUCAGAAAAGCAGUCUCUAACCUUUUGGAACACACACCUGAAUCAGUAACAGGUUUUGAACACAGAUUCCCCAUUGCAAAUUCAUAUGCAUAUACAUCAAGUUAUAUACUGCUGGACUGAAGUAGUAUGUAUGUUACAAGACACAAAUACACAAAAACAGAAGUUAAGGAUGGCAUAAAAAUAAAUCUUGAGUGGAAAUUCUAGUAUUUUCUUCCUGCACCCAGUGGACUGUCUUCUGCACACACACCACCCCCCCCCCCCGUAGCAUGUACUCGACUUUAAGGACCCCUGAGUACUGUUUCUCAGUCUAAUCUUGGGGGAAAAAAUGUGGAUGCCUUAUUGUGAUACAUGGGAAAACCCUUUAUGUAUUUGAUCUGAUUUUUAUGUAAAAUCUCUAGAAGAUACUAGGAAUUUUUCAGGAAAGCUUGUCAUCCUCUCUACCAAACUUCAUAUUAAUUCUUUUUCAUAAGUUGCUAAACAGCCCAUUACCAGGUGCUUUCCAGAGCUUCACACGUAUCACUUUUGACAGCCUGUGUCUCUUUCCUUUUCAUCUGAGGUAUCACUUUAUAAUUUACUUUUAUUUUGCUAAGUGCUCACAAACUUCUUUGGGCCUUUUUCAUGUUUUAUUUUACCAACAGUUUCAGAAUCACUUCAAGUUGCUUUAUGCUUAAAUUGCCUAACAACCUCCAUUUUCUUGCUGCAUUAGUGUUUUUGAUUUUUUAAAAAUUGGUACCAUUUUUGGCAUCUGAAGAAAUACUUUCUUGAUGGGUCUGUUCUAUCAAUCACUUCACUUGGUGUCUACAUUUUAUGUACCCCUGCCAGAAAUCUAGAGCUGUGCUGAGGCGCCAUUGCUAGGUGUGUAAAUAAACACGGCAGCAAGUGCUAGGUCUUUGUGUGGAAGCCUGGCGCUCUGAAGGAAGGGCUGCACCAGCAGGAGAGUUCCACUCCUCACCAGCACGGACUCUGUGACCCGCGGGCGGGACAGACAUGGAAUGGGAGAAGCUGAUUGGUCAGUUCGUGGUAGUGAAGUGGAGGUCAGCCGUAAUUGUCUUGAGCAGGUACUCUGACCAGAGGAUUAGUUUGAUGGAAAAUGUUUUUUGUUAAUUAUUGUCUUGGUUUGGGGUCGACAAAUAAAUGUCUUGUUACUGUUUUUAGUGCUGCUGGCAUUGCCUGAAACAAGGUGCCCUGUUAGUCCCCUGUGUCAUCAGAACCGUGCUUACUGAAGUUGAAAUUUUCAUCUUAGAAUCUAGAAUUCAUGUGGGUGGUGGUGUAUUAAGCAAGAAAAGAAGGCGGUUUGAUUUCAUUUCUUGUACUCGGUGGAACCCGUUAGGAUAAAAAGUCAUGUUUUUACCUAUAAACAGGGCAGAUCUGAAAGGUGAGUUGUUGUUGUAGUAUAAAUGUUCCAUUUGAAGCUGCCAGUUUCUUCACGCUACUUUUCUGGGGGGAAAAAAUUGUGAUAGAUUGACAGCCUGCCAGGACAUAGCAAUUUCUAGGGCGCUGCCAUCCACACGUAGCCAUUGUGAAAAUGGAAAUGAGAGUGGUUUGUGUGAGAGGGAAAGUGUUGGCUCUGAGCUUUCUACAGAAACCAGGAAAUGCAAGCUGUUGUUAGCAUCAUUUUAAAUGAAACCUCUAACAAGAAAAUUUGUGAGGGAUACAAUCAAACACAGUAAGUCUCUUGAACGCUAAUCUUUUGAGUAUAAUGCACAUCAGCAAGUUUAAUGAGGUUGACAUUUUUAUUUUAAAAUACUUAAUUAGGAAACGAGAGCAUUUCUUUCCAAGGCAUUCUGAUGUUUUGGCUGAGUGCAUAUGUGUGUGUGUGUUGUGUAUGUGUAUAUACUGAUGUAUUGACUGAAUAUACGUUUGUGUGUAUAAAAAAUCUAUUUUUCAGAGGGAUCAUAUAUUCAUCCUAGUCUAGGAUUGUUCCUAGGCUAUUUUAUACUAAAACUUAAGGGAAAAAUUUGGCUGCACUUUGCAGUUGCCACUUUUUAAAAAUUAAUGCCUUGCACAUUUCAAUUUUUUUAAAAUACAUAGAAUCAUAAGCCUUAAAGACUAAUUGCUUGUCAACAUUUUAGAAAUACCGUACAGUGCUAUGUGUGACAUACGCUAAGCAAAGUCAUCUUAAACUGUUCUCUUAUGUUCAUGUAUUAUUGAGCAAAUAAGGGUGUUCUUUUUUUAAAUUUCUACAUUUAUUUUUGUGUAAAAUCCUUGUUACAUUGGGUUCUAAGUUUCUUAGAGAGGAGGUGUAUACUAGAAGUCGUGUUUCUAAACUACAGAUCUGACCAUGACUCAUAUGGUGGGGGAGGAAUUCUGGCAUCGUAGCCUAAUCUGUCCUCAUGAACUGUACAUAGUAAGCAUUAGCAGAAACCUCGGAGUAUCUUGGGUUGAAUGUUCUUCCAACUUUGCCUUGGUUCCCAUCUCAUAAGGGCCCGUUCUGGUUCUGAACCCCUCCAAGGAUUAUGAGCCACGCAAGGACAGGCCUGGGAUCUUCUGGACGGGAUGAGGGUGGGGAGGUGCCCUGUGGCUUAAGUUUCAGCCAGUGAAAUCACUCAAAGUUGCCUAGAGUUUAGGGGUGGGAAUGCCGCAUACUGGUAUGAAAUCACUUGGCACUUUUGGGGGCACCAUUAUUAGCACUGUUUUAUUUUUAAUAACUGGAAGCGCUUAAUGAUUAUUUUGUUAAAUUUCAGCUUAAGGAUAUUGAGGGUCAGGGAAGUAAGGUUUAUUUCUUGUUUAUAUUUUCUGGAACUUAUGUUGGAGAAGGGAUAAAUGAUAAAUGACCCAAUGAGCCAUUCUAGGCUCUGUAAGGUAUGCUCUUUUGGCUAGGAUGUUUUAAAAUAAUUUACAAGCUUUUAAUACUGUGCUUCGUAGAAAUGUAUGAGUUUUAAUGAUUUGUAGUUGGUGGGUCAUACUCAGCUUUGUGAGCUCGCCAAUUUUAAGUUUCUUUCCUAUUUAAUCAUUGUUGCUAAUUAUUGUCUGUCAUGUAGGGGACACAGUCCCUUCUAAGACAUUUCAUACUUUUAAUUUUUGAUGGCAGUAUUACCAGUGGGCUUUAUAUGUACAUUACAUUCAUUGUUUAUGUGAUAAAGUAGCAUAUUGUCUGAAGUUCCCCGUUCUGUAUUAGUGAAAUUAACUGAGGUGCAUAUAUAUAAAGAUAGAAAAGAAUACAAUUAAUGUUUGAUUACUCAGGCCUGUUUAUUUGGGUUGGCCGUUCGAUCUUUUCCCAUCACAAUCAUAAGUGUUUCUUCACUUUUACCUUCUAGCAGUUUCAUUGAUCUUUGUGGGCAGGGAAGAUUAAAUAUGAAACUCAGUCUAGUCAUUUUGCUGCUGGUUGGCUUUGGUUUGAGGCAAAUACAAUUUUUGACUAAAAUUGGUUUUUCUUUUUAGAAUUAUGCCCUUUUCACCAGAUAAUCAAGUUGGCUUUUUUUUUAAAGUGUAUAAUGUUGUGUUUUGCAGAACAAACUAAUAAUUUUCUAUGAGCCCUACUGGAUCUUCAAGUGGUGGAUAUCACUUGAAAAUUAAAUAGUGUUAAACUUUUGAUUUUCACCGAAGCAGUCUGUGAGUCAGGAGGAAGGCAUCUGUCUGCUGUGACGUCGACAAAGAGAUGCGUUCUUCUACGACCGUGUCUGCAGUUUGGGCUCUGUGGUAGUAAGAACUCGUCGGGGUGCUUUCCUCAAACCUCUGUCCAUUCAGCUGAGGAGACAGUUACUUCAUUGUUUAUUUUCCCCCUUGUUUAUCUUUUUUUUAAUUUUACUUUGAAAUCUAUCUCAUAAUAUCUAAUACCCACUACUUUGGUAUAAAUAGAAUACAUAUGAUGCCAUUGCACACUUAACCAAAAGUGUCAUUGAUAACUUGUCUUGAUUAAUUUCAACAUAAUUUACAUUAGGGAGACCUUCAGAGUAUUAAAAUCAUUUUUUUUUCCCUAAAAAGCAACUCAAAUGAUGGUAACUGCUAACAUUAAUACCAUGUUAAUUGAUGCAACUGGAGAGAAACUGCCACAUCUUCUAGCUAAGCAGUCUGACUUCACCUGUUGGGAAAUGAAGGGAUGUUGUUUUAGGGAGGUUAGGAUGGCUGGAGCCAGAGCCUUGAACUCUUCUUGUGCCCGGCAAAGAAGCUUUACAGAGCUUGGGGUGGUGAGCAAGAGCAUGCGCUAGCACUUUGAGGGCUUUAUAAUAUGCUGCUUUUAAGAGGAAAAAGUGUAGUUGAUACUCAGUGCAUCUCCAGACACAGGAAGGGGUUGCUCUGAAUAGCCAAUCAGGUGAUCUUUUUUUUUCUCUUGCUUCAAGUUUUAUGCAAAAAUUAUUGUUCAAUUCUGUAAUGAUGAUACGCAUCCUUUUAGAAAGAUGAUACAUUUAAAAAAUUAUUUUAUGUAAGAACUGACAGAGGAAUCUGCUUUGUAUAAUGGCAAGCUGGCUUUAAGAAAGCACUGUAUCAAAUUUACUAAAGUCCAAGAUUAUAUCGAUGUGUUAAUAGAUGUAUGUGCAACUAGAUAUGGACAACAAUUGUAUUUUUUUAAAUAAAUAUUUUUAACAAAAUGA
Molecule: messenger RNA, 9254 nt
Organism: Vicugna pacos (alpaca)
Lineage: Eukaryota; Metazoa; Chordata; Mammalia; Artiodactyla; Camelidae
Source: RefSeq, a predicted model, not a curated record